AUGAAUGAUACAAACAUAGAGGGAGAGAAGAGGGCCGCGGUGGAGGACACUUUGAGACGGCUAUAUGGUUUUUGGGCCGAAAGAGCGGCUGAGCAUGGGUCCACCGCCAAUUUGGUGGAAUUUCUUCAUGAAGGCCCGGAGGAUGAUGCACUUGAGCUCGAAGAGGUAGAGUUGGCACCAAGCGAGAUGGAUGAUUCGAAGGCGGAAGUCCAAGACCCUUUGUUAGAAAUCAACUUGGGGACGAAAGACAACCAUCGACCAAUCUACAUCAGUGGUCUAAUGGAGCCAGAACUUCGGGCCAAGAUGGAAGAGCUUUUGAGAGAAUUCAAGGAUUGCUUCGCUUGGGAUUACACCGAGAUGCCCGGAUUGAGUCGUGACUUGGUCGAGCACCGCCUACCAACGGUGGAAGAUUUCAAGCCCUUCAAGCAGCCGCCCCGCCGGAUGUCGGCGGAAGUAGAAUUACAGGUUAAGGAGGAAAUUGUAAGGCUUGUAAAAGCCAAAUUUAUUAGGCCAGCUAGAUAUGUAGAAUGGCUUUCAAAUAUUGUACCUGUAAAGAAAAAAACGGGAGCAAUAAGAAUAUGUGUUGAUUUCCGCAAUCUUAAUCUUGCAACUCCCAAAGAUGAAUAUCCCAUGCCCAUGGCCGACCUCUUAGUCGAUGGGGCGGCCAAGCAUGAAAUUUUAUCAUUUAUGGAUGGGCACUCUGGCUAUAACCAAAUUUUUAUAGCCGAGGAGGAUGUCCACAAGACAGCCUUCAGGUGCCCCGGAUCCAUUGGAACUUUUGAGUAUGUGGUGAUGCCUUUCGGCCUAAAAAAUGCCGGGGCCACAUAUCAGCGGGCAAUGAACUCUAUUUUCCAUGACAUGAUCGGUCGAAAUUUAGAAGUUUACAUCGAUGAUGUUGUUAUAAAAUCGGAGUCUAGACCAGGCCACUUGGAUGACCUCCGGUCGGCUUUUGAAAGAAUGCGGCGGCAUCAAUUGAAAAUGAACCCAAAAAAGUGUGCUUUUGGAGUAUCCGCCGGGAAUUUCUUAGGAUUCUUGGUGCACCAAAGGGGGAUUGAGAUUGAUAAAAAUAAGGCGAAGGCCAUCAUUAACGCACCCCCUCCAAAAAACAAGAAAGGUGUGCAAAGUUUAUUAGGCCAAAUUAACUUCCUUCGAAGGUUUAUAGCCAACUCCGCGGGGAAAGUUGAGCCUUUCUCAUCUUUGCUAAAGCUCAAAGAUGAAGAGAAAUUUCGGUGGGAAGAGACUCACCAAAGGGCAUUUGACGCCAUUAAAGAAUAUUUGGCCAAGCCUCCGGUGCUCAUUCCACCAAAGCGGGGCCGACCUUUGAAACUAUAUAUAUCGGCCGCGGAAAACUCAAUCGGAAGUCUACUAGCCCAAGACAAUGAUGAGAAGAAAGAACAAGCGGUAUACUACCUCAGCCGAAUUCUAACGGCCACCGAGAGGAAAUAUUCUCCGGUGGAGAAACUUUGCUUGGCCUUGUAUUUUACUGCGACCAAGUUAAGGCAUUACAUGUUGCCCUCCGUGGUGCAUAUAAUCGCCAAGACUGAUUUGAUAAAAUAUAUGCUCACCCGCCCAAUCAUUAGAGGGCGAAUAGGAAAAUGGACAAUGGCAUUGGCGGAAUUCACUUUCCGAUAUGUACCCCAGCAGGCCGUUAAGGGGCAAGCUUUGGCCGAUUUCUUGGCGGCCCACCCUUGUGUUGAAAUAGAGGAGAUGGAUUUCCUCGAGGUGGGCACAUUGAGUUUAUUUCCAUGGCGCCUUUAUUUUGACGGGUCUCGAACAUUUAACAUGGGCGGGGCAGGUGUCAUCAUUGAAACGCCCAAAGGAUUCCGAACUCGUUACUCUUUUCAAUUGGACUUUGAUUGUACCAACAAUCAGGCCGAAUAUGAGGCCCUAAUCAUAGGGUUGGAAAUUUUGAAAGAGCUUGGGGUAAAAAGUGUGGCGGUCAUGGGAGACUCAAUGCUAGUCUUAAAACAAUUGUCUGGCGAGUACAAGGUGACUAGCCAAGCUUUGCUUGGAUAUCAUGCGUUGGCCAGCCAAUUAAUGGAAGAUUUCGAUGAUGUGAGACUCGCCCACUUACCGAGAGAACAUAACACUCAGGCCAACGCCAUGGCCCAAUUAGCAUCCGGUGUGGAGAUCUCCGAAGGGCUCUCUGAGGAGCUUUUUAAAGUUGAGAAGAGGUCUCUCUCCUCCGUCUUUGAAAGAGGGGUUCCAGCAGAAGUUAUGGUGUUAACCAUAGCACCGGAGGAUUGGAGGCACGACAUUGUGCAAUAUUUGAAAAAUCCAAAUGGGUCAUAUAGCCAACAAAUUCGGCGGAGGGCCCAAUAUUAUGUGGUAAGGGAUGAAGUAUUGUUCCGCAUAGGUUCCGAUGACUUGCUCAUGAAAUGUUUGGGCAAAAAAGAACAACUCGUAGCAAUGACCGAGGUCCACGAGGGGAUAUGCGGUGCUCAUCAAGCUGGCAUCAAGAUGAGGUGGCUUUUAAGAAGGCACGGUUAUUAUUGGCCGACUAUCCUCAAAGAUUGCAUUGAGUAUGCCAAGGGUUGCAAAGAUUGUCAAAGGCAUGGGCCGAUCCAACAUGUCCCGGCCGGACCAAUGAAUCCCAUUGUCAAGGCUUGGCCUUUCAAAGGUUGGGCAAUGGAUGUGAUUGGCCAAAUAUACCCAAAGUCAUCUAAAGGCCAUAAGUAUAUAUUAGUGGCCACCGAUUUUUUCACAAAGUGGGUGGAGGCCGUCCCACUCAAACAAGUUACUCAAGUCGAGGUGAUAGAAUUCAUUGAGAAGAAUAUCAUCCAUCGAUUUGGCUUGCCCGAGUCCAUCAUGACUGACCGAGGAACGGCGUUCAUGGGCGAGGCUGUUCAAGCCGCCGCAAGAAAUUGGGGAAUUAGGAUGGUUCAAUCCACCCCAUACAAUCCCCAAUCAAAUGGCCAAGCGGAGGCUAGUAAUAAGGUGAUAAAAGGGAUUUUGGAAAAAAUGAUUGAUAAAAAUCCCAAGGAAUGGCACUCUCUUCUUUCCAACUCUCUAUGGGCGUAUAGAACCUCGAAAAGGUCUGCCACGCAAACAACGCCAUUCGCCCUCACCUAUGGCCAUGACGCCGUCUUGCCACUUGAGAUUUCGGUUAAGUCCUUAAGGGUGGUUCGCCAUGCCGAAUGGAGUGAGGACGAAUACGGGCAAGCCAUGGCACAAGAGUUAGAUGACCUUGACGAGGUCAGAUUGGGUGCUUUAGAUAGAUUGAAGGCCCAAAAAGAGGCCGUGGCUCGAGCAUACGAUAAGAAGACUAAGGCCAAGAGUUUUGGGGUUGGAGAUUUAGUAUGGAAGACCAUUCUUCCGGUGGGAUCAAAGGAUCCAAAAUUUGGCAAGUGGUCUCCAACUUGGGAAGGCCCAUUUCUCGUCCACCAAGUGUUAGGAAAGGGGGCGUACAAGUUAAGUGACCAAAAUGGUCGGGUCCAUGAUGCGCCGAUCAAUGGUCGAUUUUUGAAAAAAUAUUACCCAACGGUUUGGGAAAUGGCGGAGAGAUAA
This is a messenger RNA of Prunus armeniaca (apricot), 3507 nucleotides long. Lineage: Eukaryota; Viridiplantae; Streptophyta; Magnoliopsida; Rosales; Rosaceae. The record is from the annotation of a GenBank genome assembly.